This is a messenger RNA of Sander lucioperca (pikeperch), 4766 nucleotides long. RefSeq names its product rho GTPase-activating protein 26. Gene Ontology annotation, cellular component: cytoplasm. Bases 552 to 2804 code for a protein of 750 amino acids. Gene Ontology annotation, biological process: signal transduction. The transcript has 24 exons. The record is from RefSeq and is a predicted model, not a curated record. NCBI's taxonomy places the organism in Eukaryota, Metazoa, Chordata, Actinopteri, Perciformes, Percidae. Gene Ontology annotation, molecular function: protein binding; GTPase activator activity.
GCUGAGCUGAACGGGGCAGUGCAGAAAGCAGCGCAUUUAAAACCGCCCAGGGAAGACACCACAUUUACGAGGCUAGUUUUGUUUUUUUGCUGCCUCCCUCCCUCCCUCCUCGACCCGGGUUGACUCUGUCCGGUCCACAAUGAGUUGAUCGAGAGGUAGGCAACACCGGUUUACCUGAGGAAGUCAUUUUUUUUUAACCCCACCAGACACUUACUCUGCUGUGACUUUUAUUUCAUUUCAUUGGAUUCCGUGUCGGACUGCUGCUGCUGUUGCUGCCAUCCUGAAAGAAAUAGGGGGACUCUUGCUUUUGUCAACUCUAGAGUUUGCCUUUGAAUAAAGAAAUAGGUUAUGUAGGUAGGCAUUGCUGUCGGAUACAUCUCCGCCCCGUUGUUUACAUGUUGUAAUUGGAUUUUCCAUCAUUUCCAGCAGCAGUAGCCUAGUAGUAGCUCAGGGUUUCCUCUCUUCUCCUCCUCUUGUUCCUCCGUCUUCUGUUUGGAACUUUUUGCCGGGUGGUCCAGGUUGUGACGAGGCCGGUGGUGGUGGAGAAGAAGAUGGGACUACCUGCUCUGGAGUUCAGUGACUGCUACCUGGACAGCCCGCAGUUCAGGGAGAGACUCAAGUCCCACGAGCUGGAGCUGGACAAGACCAACAAGUUCAUCAAGGAGCUGAUAAAAGACGGCAAGGCGCUGAUCCUGGCUUUGAAAAGUCUGUCAACAGCCAAGAGGAAAUUUGCUGACUCUCUCAACGAGUUUAAAUUCCAGUGUAUUGGAGACGCAGAGACAGAUGACGAGAUAUGCAUAGCUAAGUCGCUACAGGAGUUUGCAGCUGUCCUACAGAACCUUGAGGAUGAGAGGACACGUAUGAUUGAGAAUGCCAGCGAUGUGCUGAUUAUGCCUCUGGAGCGGUUCAGGAAAGAACAGAUCAGUGCAGCCAAGGAAGCCAGGAAAAAAUAUGACAAAGAGACAGAAAAGUAUUGUGCAGUGCUGGAGAAGCACCUUAGCCUUUCAGCAAAGAAGAAAGAGUCCCAUCUACAUGAGGCGGACAACCAGCUGUUGGCAUUCCUCCAAGGCCUGUUCACCUACUAUCACCACGGCUAUGAGCUGGCAAAGGACUUCAACCACUUCAAGACUGAUCUCACCAUCAGCAUACAGAAUACGAGGAACCGUUUUGAGAGCACGCGGUCAGAGGUGGAGAGUCUGAUGAGGAAGAUGAAGGAGAAUCCACAUGAACACAAGAGUGUCAGCCAGCACACCAUGGAGGGAUACCUGUUUGUGCAGGAGAAGCGCUCAUUUGUAUCUACCUGGGUGAAGUACUACUGUACGUACCAUCGUGAGCCCAAGAGGAUCACCAUGGUCCUAUUUGACCCUAAAUCGGGAGGGAAAACGGGAGAAGAGGAGAGCUUCACCCUCAAGUCGUGCACCAGGAGGAAGACAGACUCGAUAGAAAAGAGGUUCUGUUUUGAUGUGGAGGCUGUGGACAGACCGGGAGUAAUGACCAUGCAGGCUCUGUCAGAAGAAGACCGCAGGCUGUGGAUGGAGGCCAUGGAUGGGAGAGAACCGGUAUACAAUCUGAACAGAGACAACCAGGCUGAGGGCAUGGCCCAGCUGGAUGUGAUUGGGUUCAACGUGAUGAAAAAAUUCAUUUAUGCAGUGGAGACUCGAGGUAUCGAUGAUCAGGGCUUGUACAGAAUCGUUGGCGUCAACUCCAGAGUACAAAAACUACUAGGCCUCGCUAUGGAUCCUAAGACAUGUGCUGAUGUGGAGCUGGAAAACUCAGAGUGGGAGAUCAAGACUAUCACGAGUGCUAUUAAGCACUAUCUCAGAGUGCUGCCCGGACCUCUCAUGACAUACCAGUACCAGAGGAGCUUCAUCAAAGCAGCCAAGUUGGACAACCAAGAGGCCAGAGUGACAGAGAUCCAUGCCCUGGUGCACCGGCUGCCUGAGAAGAACAGACAGAUGCUGGAGCUGCUUAUAAAACACCUGGCAACUGUGGCUAAUCACCACCAGCAGAACCUGAUGACCAUCGCCAAUCUGGGUGUGGUCUUCGGUCCAACUCUGCUCCGCCCACAGGAGGAGACAGUGGCAGCCAUCAUGGACAUCAAGUUCCAGAACAUUGUAGUAGAGAUCCUUAUAGAGCACCAUGAGAAGAUAUUCAGGGACGUGCCGAUUUCUGUAGGCGUUCCGACCAACAUGCAGCUCAACCUGUCCAGGAGGACAAGCACCGAGAGCAAAGCCCCGUCCUGCAGCGAGAGGCCGCUCACACUCUUCCACACACCAACACAUUCCCAGAAAGGUGAAAAGAAGAACAGUGUUGUCAACACCACAGUCGCUGAGCUGCAGCAGCCGGUUUCCUCCUCUACCAACUGUAACAGCAGCAGCAGUAGCAGCAGCGGCGGUAGCCAAGGUCGAACCCCGAGACACAGCCUGACCAGCAACGAUGGAGAGCAGGACACCCGGCAGAUCCGGCCCAGCUCACUGCUGAACCCAAAGUGUCGUGGCAGCAUACCGACCAGCCCAAUUUCUCCCAGCCCCACCUCACCACGUUCUCCCUCCUGGCCGAUGUUCUCAGCCCCAUCAAGUCCGCAGGCAACAUCCUCUGCCUCCAGUGACUCCUCCCCUGUCAGUAUUGCGGGCAGGAAGGCUCGAGCGCUGUAUGCUUGUAAGGCAGAGCAUAACUCCGAGCUGUCCUUCAUCGCUGGGACCAUCUUUGAGAACGUUCAUGCCUCCAGGGAGCCCGGUUGGCUGGAAGGGACUCUGGAUGGGCGAACAGGAUUGAUACCAGAAAACUAUGUUGACUUUUUAUAGUCCAGGGCUGAGAAAAAGUCUUGAACUGGACAAUACUGGACUGGAGUUGACUGCACAAGACUAAACAGUCUCUAUUAGAUUGUAUUAUAUACUGGACUGGAUCAUUGUUGAUGAGGCCUCUCUUGUCUCUUGUCUUGACAAGACUGGGAAUUGAAACUGAACCAAGCAGAACCAUAUGGAAUGGAUAUCAAGCAGGGCCAGAGGAGGACCCCUUGAAUUGCACUGAAAAAAAACAAGAAAAAAACAAAGAUGAGUCCCACUGUGGUUCUGCUGUUAUUGGAUUAGUAUAGAUUACUUCCCAAAUCCUGGUGAAUAUAUUGUGGUAAUGAAUCUGGAAUGUGUGUGGGGUGGGUAUAAAUGAGUUGAUAAUUCUGAGCCGUAAGGUUUUUCAGCCCUUGCUUUAUUACUUUGGACUGCACUGCCAUUCCUUUAGAAUCUCCUCUUUUUAUCAGCCAGAAAUAUAAAAAUCGUCCUGAGGAGAUGAUGGAGAUGAUGACAGGGAACAAGAUAAAAAGCAAGUGGCCUUUAACUUUGGACUUGCUAGUUUACCUCCUCACUGUGCGCUGUUUGAAUGAUUGCUAAUCCUAUUGGGGGACCAGAGCUUUUAAAGCCAAUUUAAAUGAUUGGGUUUUGGUUGUACGGCUGUAAAUGUGUUUGUGAGCACUUGCUUUGGUGUUCUGGUAAUUCUCCAGUACAAGACUCAACCUGGCUAAUGUUUCAGAGCUCUAGUUCAGCAACAGGAGCCCCAGGGCAGAUCAGCUCAGGAUGAGGUCGCCUCCAAAACAGUUCACCAAAAGGUCAGCACUGGGUCUAUCCUUAUUUCAAAUGCCCCUCUCUGCAAAGCCCUCACAAAAAAUGUGAAAAAAUUCAAACAAGCACCACAAGCAGAUUUUACAAUGGUUUGUAAUGGUUUACAAUGCAGUGUAGGAGUAACAACAGAUUCCUGCUGGUUAAAACAAGCCCAGCUGUGAGGCCUCGUUCUGCUUCCCCAACUUAGUUAUUUUUGGAUUUUUGGAAGUAAUUGGAUCCAGUAUCGUAUAUAGUGUUGAGUCAUGUUAGAACCAUUUCAGGAUGUUGUAUUUUUCACAUUGCAGGGCACCUGUGUACUAAACCAUUAAUGUUGUUUUUCAACCUCAUUUCAGAAAUACAUUUAGUUUGAUUGAUCAUAUGUAUUUAUUUGAAGCCUGGCUCUAUUUCUAGUUUUAACCAUCAUGCAGAUUCAAUCAUUGAGCAAACUCAAAAUAUGCAUUAGAUAAGUGAUGACUCAACAUAAAGGUCUUUUUCUGUUAUGUAGAAUCACAAAGACGAUGCUAAUAAUGUAAUUAUCUGAGGACGGACAUUUGGAACCAGAGUUUACAGCCAUUCAUUUACAAGUUAAUGAAAAUGCAAAUGUAUUUUUUAGAGAAUCUCAGUCAUUUGAAAUCAUUAUUUUUCAGAAUUGCUGAGUUUUGUACUGUAUAUGCUAAGCUGGUCUGCUUUGGGGCUCCAAUGAAUGUCCUCAUUUCAUGAAUCGAAGCUGAACUUUUUCUUUGAACCACUUGGUGAACAUCUGUAUCAAAGGUUUUUGUUUUAGUUUCAGUUAGGACUGAAUAUUGGGGAGAGCAAAAAAACUAAACUAAAAUGUGAAAUGAGACUACUUUGUUUAAAUCUCUUAUUUUAUCUUAUUUCCAGUAUAAAAUCUUAUUUAUGAGAGUUUCUCACAGCCUCAAUCCUGAACUGUUUUCAUUUUAAGGUGUUUUUUGACAUUGUAAAUAAAUACACAGCAUUUGAUAAGGUAUAAUUUUUUUAAGUAUGACAUUUUAUAUUUUGUAUUUUUAGCAUACUAACUUAAUUCCUUAAUUCCAUCUUUGUUGCCCAGAUGAUUUUUGUAUCAUUUAAGUCUAUCUACAGCCUUAAAUAUCAUUUCAGAUGUUUUGGUUAAUUGACAAGAUUGUGCAGAAUAAAAGAUAAAUGUUCAACAGC